UUGUGGUCAUUUCACGAGAGAGGGACUUUGCGGAACAUCGUGGGUGGUCAAAUCAGCACCUGUCGUUUUUCUUCUUGUUUACAUCUAUAUCUACUUUCUGUUUCUCUCUCCACAUUUUUCUUCCUAAGACGGCUGCAGCUCGCUGUUUUAAUCUCCCUUUGAUUUCCGUUUUUGCUACAAUAUUUCCAACUCACAAACACACAAGUGUCGUUAGCUACAUUCGUUACUUACACCGUCGUCAAACAUGGCGGGCCCGGUUCUGAAAGCAGGAAGCCGACCGCCGUGGGUGGGUUUGGCGGCGGCGGUGUGGGUCCUAAUUGCCGCUGGGAACGGCUACACUUUCCCACUCUACUCGCCUCUGCUGAAAUCGGUUCUGGGUUUCAGUCAACAGCAAGUGACCGUACUUGGAGUGGCCAACGAUAUUGGAGAGAGCGUUGGGUUGCUUCCUGGGAUUGUGUGCAAUAAGUUCCCUCCUUGGGCCUUGCUCUUGGUUGGUACGGCUUGUUGCUUCUUUGGGUACGGCGUCAUCUGGCUUGCUGUUAGCCAAACUCUUCCCAACUUGCCUUACUGGCUGUUAUUUAUGACUCUUUGCAUUGCUACAAAUAGCAACGCUUGGUUUGGGACAGCUGUUCUUGUGACCAACAUGAGGAACUUCCCUCUCAGUAGGGGCACGGUUGCUGGAAUUCUCAAAGGUUAUGUUGGGCUCAGCGCUGCAGUGUACACAGUCAUAUACAGUGCAGUACUUAAAAAGUCCCCUUCCAAUCUACUAUUGUUUCUUGCUCUUGGAAUUCCUGUUUUGUCUUUGGCCAUGAUGUAUUUUGUCCACGCAUGUACACCAUCGUCCGAAGAAGACUCUUCGACGCAUAUCCAUUUUAUCUUCACUCAAGCUCUUAGUGUUUUGCUAGCAAUCUAUCUUCUCACAACUACUGUAUUGUAUGACACCAUGUCCCUAAGUGAUGCUGUGUCUUAUACUUUAGUCGCCAUAUUGGUCGUGCUUCUUCUGUCUCCCUUAGUAAUUCCUAUCAAGAUGACACUCUUUCCUACAAAUUCAAAGAACCUUGCCUCGGAAGACAUUGCCGCUCAAACAGAUCCGUUGUUGGAAUCUUCUUCAUCAGCUACAAACCUUGGAAGUUUUCAUGAGAACGACUAUGCUUCGGAUGUGGAAAUACUGCUUGCUAUUGGUGAAGGGGCAGUGAAGCAGAAAAGGAGACCUAGAAGGGGGGAGGAUUUCAAGUUUCGCGAAGCAUUUAUAAAGGCUGAUUUCUGGCUUCUUUGGAUUGCAUACUUUCUUGCGGUUGGUUCAGGAGUAACUGUCCUCAAUAAUUUGAGCCAAAUUGGAGUUGCAUUAGGAUUUGACAAUACAACAAUAUUGUUGGCAUUGUUCAGCUUUUGCAAUUUCGCAGGUCGCCUUGGCUCUGGUGCUGUUUCUGAGUACUUUGUCAGGUCAAGAAUGAUUCCUCGUACCGUAUGGAUGACUUGUGCACACGUGCUUAUGAUCUUGGCAUUCCUUUUGUAUGCAUCAGCUCUCAGCGGCACGCUCUAUGCUGCAACUGCUCUGCUUGGGGUUUGCUAUGGGGUUCAGUACUCUAUGAUGGUCCCAACUGCCUCCGAGCUUUUCGGACUGAAACAUUUCGGUGUAAUCUCCAGCUUCAUGCAGCUAGGCAAUCCCAUUGGAGCAGUUCUUUUCUCAGCUCUACUUGCUGGCUCUGUCUAUGAUGCUGAAGCCGCCAAGCAAGGAGGAGGAUCCACCUGCUUAGGUCCAGAUUGCUUCAGGCUCACAUUCCAGGUUCUAGCCGGGGUCUGUGGAUUAGGUACCAUCAUGGGCAUAAUUCUAACAAUAAGAAUAAGACCAGUUUACCAAAUGCUUUACGCCGGGGGCUCUUUCCGACUGCCUCAGAGUUCAAGCCACUGAUUGCUGGAGACACCAUUGUCCUGGAAAAGCAAGGCAGGCUGGUUUUCAAUAGAGGGUAGUUCUAAUAAAGUUGUUUCAGCACAACUGGAAUAUCCGAGGCAUGACUUGGUAAUGUAUUUGUUAUGUUGGGAAAUUUUUCUGAGAGAUAGGAUGCCCCACCAAAAAGCAUGUAUCAUUUGUAGGUUUUAUUUAUGCUUACUAGUAGCAAUAAGUUUUAGGAAGAUGAUGUGGGGAUAUAAUAUAUGAUUAAACUUACAUAUUCAAAUCAAUAUAUAACUACUGCCCUUUUGAGGGCUGUUUGAGAUAA
Messenger RNA from Morus notabilis, 2219 nucleotides. Its product is annotated as protein NUCLEAR FUSION DEFECTIVE 4. Gene Ontology annotation, biological process: transmembrane transport. The record is from RefSeq and is a predicted model, not a curated record. The transcript has 3 exons. Gene Ontology annotation, molecular function: transmembrane transporter activity. Bases 245 to 1912 code for a protein of 555 amino acids. Lineage: Eukaryota; Viridiplantae; Streptophyta; Magnoliopsida; Rosales; Moraceae. Gene Ontology annotation, cellular component: membrane.